Oncorhynchus nerka (sockeye salmon) is the source of this 5337-nucleotide messenger RNA. It is a transcript of the gene aass, whose product is annotated as aminoadipate-semialdehyde synthase. Gene Ontology annotation, molecular function: saccharopine dehydrogenase activity. The coding region runs from base 203 to 2995 and encodes 930 amino acids. The record is from RefSeq and is a predicted model, not a curated record. The transcript has 24 exons. Lineage: Eukaryota; Metazoa; Chordata; Actinopteri; Salmoniformes; Salmonidae. Gene Ontology annotation, cellular component: cytoplasm.
CCACAUCCCAUCCACGCCAUAUUCUUGUCACCUCUGAACGACACUGUAGGCUACCUUUUGUGCACCUAGAAAGACUUCCGCCACAUUGCAUAUCGGACAUCUGUUUGCGAAAGUAACUGUUAGCUAGUUAUAGAAAGGUGGGAUAGAUAUACUUGCCAUUUGUUUACACUUUCCUCGAGUAUUCGAGCAGUUGGGUAUAGCCAUGUUGCGACUCCUAAGACACCAGGCUAGAGGGACGAGGAGCUGCCUCUGUGGCCAGAGGCGCUAUGAGCAUCACAAGAGCGUCAUGGCCAUCCGGCGUGAGGACAUAAACGUGUGGGAGAGACGGGCGCCCCUGGCUCCGCGCCACGUUAAAGAGAUCGUCCAUGCUGGCCACAAGGUCCUCGUCCAGCCUUCCAACCGAAGAGCCAUCCACGAGAAUUAUUAUGAGAAAGCGGGGGCCAUCAUUUCCGAGGACAUUUCCGAGGCCUCGUUGAUCAUUGGCGUCAAGAGUCCUCCGGAGGAGAAACUUUAUCCCAGAAAGACCUACGCCUUCUUCUCUCACACCAUCAAAGCACAGGAAGCUAACAUGGGUCUACUGGAUGACCUGCUCAAAAAGGAAGUGCGUCUCAUCGACUAUGAGAAGAUGGUCGACGCCAAUGGCUUCCGUAUCGUGGCAUUCGGACAGUGGGCUGGCGUUGCAGGAAUGAUCAAUAUUUUGCAUGGUUUGGGACUUCGUUUUCUGGCGUUGGGACACCACACUCCUUUUAUGCACAUCGGUAUGGCCCAUAACUACAGGAAUGUCAGCCAGGCCAUCCAGGCAGUGAGGGAUUGUGGGUACGAGAUCUCCAUGGGCCUCAUGCCCAAGUCCAUCGGCCCAGUGACUUUUGUCUUCACCGGAACAGGCAAUGUCUCCAAGGGUGCACAAGAUAUCAUCAAUGAGCUUCCUGUAGAAUACGUGGAGCCUCAUGAGCUAAAAGACGUGUCUCAAACUGGAGACAUGUCCCGAGUGUACGCCACCGUUCUGAGUCGUCACCACCAUCUGAUGAGGAAGAGUGAUGGUGUUUAUGACCCCCUGGAGUACGAGUAUCACCCGGAACUGUACACAUCGCACUUUAGAACCAGUGUGGCGCCCUACACCACGUGCCUGAUCAACGGCAUCUACUGGGACCCCCAGACACCGCGGCUCCUCAGGCGGCUGGACGCCCAGAGGCUCCUGACGCACGUCAAGCCCUCCGCCGCCGCUACGGAGGGAUGGCCAGAGCUACCACACAAGCUCCUGGCGAUCUGUGACAUAUCUGCCGACAUGGGCGGCUCUAUUGAGUUCAUGACUGAGUGCACCUCCAUCGAUAAGCCCUUCUGUAUGUACGAUGCGGACCAGCACAUAGACCACGACAGCGUGGAGGGCACAGGUAUCCUCAUGUGCUCUAUUGAUAACCUUCCUGCCCAGCUCCCCAUUGAAGCCACUGAGUAUUUCGGAGACCGCCUCUUUCCCUACAUUUGGGAGAUGCUGCCCUCCGAUGCCACCAGGCCUCUUGAAGAAGAGGACUUCUCACCUCAAGUUAGGGAUGCUGUGAUAACGUCACAAGGAAAGCUUACCCCGAAGUUUGAAUACAUUGAAGAUCUUCGUGAACGAAGUGAGCAAGCCAAGAUCAUGAAGAGGAGUGGAAUGAAGCGAGUGCUACUACUGGGUUCAGGUUACGUGUCGGGCCCUGUCAUUGAGUAUCUCACCCGGGACCCAGGGACUCAAAUCACUGUUGCAUCAGUGUUGUUGACCCAGGCAGAGGAGCUGGCAGGGAAAUACCCCAACACGAUCCCUGUCAUGCUGGAUGUCACCAGUCAGGAGGGCCAUCUGGAGUCCCUGGUCAAAGACCAUGACCUAGUCAUUAGUAUGCUGCCGUACGGGUAUCAUCCUGUGAUCGCCAAACACUGCAUCAACAAGAAGGUAAACAUGGUGACAGCCAGCUACCUGAGUCCAGCAAUGAAGGACCUCCAACAGAGUGCUGAGGAAGCUGGCAUCACCAUAGUGAAUGAGAUGGGCCUGGACCCUGGCAUCGACCACAUGCUGGCUAUGGAGUGCAUCGACCAAGCCAAGGCGGACGGCUGCACUAUUGAGUCAUACAGUUCAUUCUGUGGUGGACUCCCUGCACCAGAAUGCUCAGACAAUCCUCUGCGCUACAAAUUCAGCUGGAGUCCAUAUGGAGUCCUCCUCAAUACCAUCAGCCCUGCCAUCUUCCUCAAGGACAACGAGGUGGUGAGCAUCCCAGCGGGCGGCACUCUGAUGGAAUCCACGGCUCCCAUGGACUUCCUGCCCGGCUUCAACCUGGAGGGCUUCCCCAACCGCGACAGCACCAAAUACUCAGAGCAGUACGGCAUCGAGUCAGCCCACACACUCAUCAGAGGAACACUCCGCUUCAAGGGUUUCUCCCAGGCCAUGAGUGGCUUUGUGAAGCUGGGUCUGAUCAACACUGACCCCUGCCCCAUGCUGAAGCACACCUCCGCUCCUGUCUCCUGGAAAGAGUUGCUGUGUAACCAGAUUGGCCUGCACCCCUCCACCUCUGACAAGGCCUUCGAGGGAGCUGUUUACGACCGCAUCGGCCAAGACCCCUUCAAAAUGGAAACCCUCAAAUGGUUUGGUAUGCUGAGUAAGGAGGCUGUUCCUCAUGCAGAGACUGUGCUGGCGUCACUGGCUAAGCACUUAGAGGCCAGGCUCUCCUUUGAUGAAGGCGAGCGGGACAUGAUUAUCAUGAGGAACGACGUGGGCCUGCGUCACUCUACAGGCGAGCUGGAGACCAAGCACAUCAGCCUGGUGGUCUACGGAGACCCCAACGGCUACUCUGCCAUGGCCAAGACCGUGGGUUACCCUGCAGCCAUCGCUGCUCGCAUGGUGCUGGACGGAGAAAUCCGUACGAAGGGACUGGUGGUGCCAAUGACUAAGGACAUCUAUGGACCGGCACUGAAGAGACUGCAGGAGGAGGGCCUCAAGUUCACCUCGAAAAGCACCAUCCAAGAGUAGUAACUCAUGAGUCAUCAGCAGUGUCCCAAUAGUGUUUGUUUCUUUUCCUGGCAUCCUCCUCCAUCUGCACUGAUCCCCCAAAAAGACCCUACAUUUUUUAUUCUUCAUUUCAAUUCUUUCAGAACAGUGCAGAUAAAGGGAAGGCGAUGAAGAAAGGAAGCUAUUUUAGUUGUAACGCAACACCGUGUGAUAUACAGCCAAUCAGUGGCUGGGUACCAGGCCACAGAGAAAUGGGAUGCAUCUCAAGUCUCAAGUUACUUUCUUUGUUUGUCUCCUGUCCUUCAUCUGUGCUGAUCUGAGAAGGCAGGGUGGGGGAAGGCAAUCUGGUAGAAAUCCUCAGGAGGACAGGAUAUGAGGGGAAGCAAGUUGUGGCUAUUGAGAUGCACCCUGAAUUCUGGAUGCUUUUGAAACAAGCAAUCUACUUUGUGUCAAAUAGAACCAUUAGGUUGUAUGUGAACAGUUUCCAAGCACUUUGCUUCUUUUUAAUUAAGGCCGUACCAUUCUUUACCUGGAGAAUCACAACUCCCUGAGUGUCGUUAUAACAUAACGAUCCUAUAAUCUGCACAGACCUUCUAAGCGAAAGCGUCUCGUCUGUCCUUGACCGUAACGUAUGCUUUUCCUGAUGUUGAUCACCUGCUGCACAGUUCUGCUGAUCUUUACAUAUUGAUUUGGUUACCUGCUCAUUGUAGAUGACACUCAGACAAUCAAGAUGCUAUAAAUAUCAGGAGUGAACGUGUACAGUACCUGCUCAAAAAAAGACCAGUGAAUAAGUUUGCGAGUGAACAGCACUAAUAUAAUACCGUAGCCUGGACAGCUUGCUCAAAAGAACAAGUAGUUGUAGUCACUCACCAAGAGCCUCUGAAUUUAAAAAACAACAACUUUUUUACUCCGUGACCUGCAUCACCGGUCAACCAUAGCUCAUACCUACCAUGUCUCAUUUUCGGGUAAUAGUUUUAAAUCAAUCUACUGUAUUUGUGUACAAUUCAUUCUAAGUAGUGUGCAGAUAUAUUUUAAGAACAAAAAAAGAUUUAUGUUGAAUCCUAUUUAAAGAUCUCAAACACUAUUUGUUGAGUAAAAUAUCCAAGUGUAUUUAUUUUCUGGAUUGGAUAUAAAUGGUCUCCAGUGCUGCAACAUUGUUUCUGCGUAAUUACAUGGUUGAAAUGUAAGAUUGAGAUGCCUAUUUGUUAUCAAUGCCUAUGUAAGCAAAUAGAUUAUAUUGGUCAAUAUAAUCUAUCAUCCUAUUGAAACAGAUAUACAAGUACACCUAUUUUUUUUUUUAAAAGUUAUUUAACCAGGUAGGCCAGUUGAGAACAAGUUCUCAUUUACAGCUGUGACCUGCCCAAGACAAAGCAAAGCAGUGCGACAGAAACAAGAGUUACACAAGUACAGUCAAUAACACUAUACAGUGGGGCAAAAAAAGUAUUUAGUCAGCCACCAAUUGUGCAAGUUCUCCCACUUAAAAAGAUGAGAAGCCUGUAAUUUUGGGAUCAUUGUCAUGCUGAAAGACCCAGCUACGUUUCAUCUUCAAUACCCUUGCUGAUGGAAGGAGGUUUUCACUCAAAAUCUCACGAUACAUGGCCCCAUUCAUUCUUUCCUUUACAUGGAUCAGUCGUCCUGGUCCCUUUGCAGAAAAACAGCCCCAAAGCAUGAUGUUUCCACCCCCAUGCUUCACAGUAGGUAUGGUGUUCUUUGGAUGCAACUCAGCAUUCUUUGUCCUCCAAACACAAGUUGAGUUUUUACCAAAAAGUUAUAUUUUGGUUUCAACUGACCAUAUGACAUUCUCUCAAUCUUCUGGAUCAUCCAAAUGCUCUCUAGCAAACUUCAGACGGGCCUGGACAUGUACUGGCUUAAGCCAGGGGACACGUCUGGCACUGCCACCAAUUGAGCAAGUUCUCCCACUUUUAUAUAUAGAAAAAUCAAUGUACAGUGUGUGGAAAUGUAGGGAGGUAAGGCAAUAGCUAGGCCAUAGAGGGGAAAUAAUUACAAUAUAGUACUGGGUCAGACCCAAUUUUGCCUCCAGAACAGGCAGAAUUUUUCGGAAUGGAUUCUACAAGGUGUGGUGGUCAGACGCUCAAUUGGUAGCAAGGGACCUAACGUGUGCCAGGAAAACAUUACCCACACCAGUACACCGCCACCAGCCUCUACUGUUGACACCAGGCAGGUUUGCUAUGUCUGUAGAACUUUUUAAAAUUUGUUAACAGGGUGGUGUACCAAAAACUGUCCACUGAGUUUAUAUCUGCUCGCAGAACAUAUUGGGGUUUUCUUGUAAGAUUAAACCCUUAGCAGUUGUUACACCGUUUGUGUAUUUCAUAGAAAAAUAAAAGGAAAAGUGAUGUGUGGAA